CUAGCUUGUAGGGUAAAAUUAAGCCUCUCUCUCACACACACACACUAUAUAUCACCAUUAAGUUCAAUAGCACAUUCAUCCUCACUGCAAUUAUAUCUUUUCAGAACUAUCACUAGCUCUCUCCUUUGAAAUUGCGUUUCAAAGCCGAUUCGUAAAACCAUCAACGGUUUUCCGACAUAACCCACUGGCUAUCAAUAUAAUACAAGGAAAGAGGAGUGAGACAAACUGAAUGGAGAAACAGUAAAUCACAAAGAAAAGAACAUUUGAUUCUUCUGAAUUCACGCAGACAAACUUAAACAGAUCUCCCAGAAUAGCAAAAAUGUCUCCGCCAAAUUACAUGGAACCAGUGGAUGAUGAGAACAACAACAACAAUGGAGACACCGAUAACAAUGAAAAUAACAACAACAUGAAUGGUGGUGCUAGUUUUGGAGAUGAGGAAUUCGACAGUGAGAAUCAAGAAGAUGGAAGCACUCAAAAUCCUCGUACUGGUAAGAGAAAGCGAUAUCAUCGUCAUACUCAACAACAAAUCCAGGAAAUGGAAAAUUUUUUCAAAGAGUGUCCUCAUCCAGAUGACAAGCAAAGGAAAGAACUUAGCCGUCAGUUGGGAUUAGACCAUCUUCAGAUCAAAUUCUGGUUCCAGAACAAACGCACCCAGAACAAGAAUCAUCAAGAACGCCAUGAGAACUCACAACUUCGUGAGGAGAACACUAGGCUUAUAGCUGAUAACCAUCGCUAUCAAAAAGAAUUCAUGAGAGCCUUAUGUCCUAAGUGUAAUAUAGGUCGCACCGCUGUUAGCGAAAUGUCUUUGGAGGAACAUCGUCUUCGCCUCCAAAAUGCUCAGUUAACCGAAGAGAUCCAUCAAUUAUCUAGGUAUACUGUCAAAGCUGUAAUGAGAAAUCCUGUUAUGUCUCCUCCUAAUCAAGCUCCACCUUUCGAGCCCCCGAAGAUAACUAAUGGAAGUAUUCGAAACCGCUUGGUGUCGAACAUCGGAUCAGUGAAAGAGGCCGAUAAGCCAUUGGUCAUAGAGUUAGCAGUUGGAGCCAUGUCGGAGCUUAUGGCGUUGACUCAAACGAGUGAACCGCUGUGGAAGGGAGGAGUUUAUGGCGCGAUAUUAGAUGUGAAUGAAUACACAAGAAAUUUUCAAAACGGACACGGGCCUAGACCGGUCGGGUUUAGAACCGAGGCAUCAAGAGAAACCGCAAUUGUACUCAUGCACCAUAUGGACAUUGUUCACAGGCUAAUGGAUGUGAAUCUAUGGUCGACCAUGUUUGCUGGAAUGGUUGGUAGAGCCAAGACUCAUGACACUCUUUUGACUGGAGUCCACGGAAACUUGGACGGGACUAUCCAUCUGAUGACUGCUGAAUUCCUAGUUCUUUCGCCGCUAGUCUCAACCCGUGAAAGCUACUUCGUCCGCUACUGUAAGCAGCUUAGUGAAGGUUUAUGGGGGGUGGUCGAUAUAUCCAUCGACCAUCUCAUUCCAAACCUGGAAUAUAAGUGUCGGCGAAAACCAUCUGGAUGUCUGAUUAAAGACAUGCCAAACGGAUUCUCCAAGGUUACUUGGGUUGAGCAUGUGGAGGUAGAUGACAGAGGUGAACUUCAUGACAUGUUUAAGAACUUCCUCAAUUCUGGUCAAGCUUUAGGUGCCAGCCGCUGGAUUGCUACAUUGGACCGCCAGUGCGAGCGGUUAGCCAUCAUGAAGGCUUCAAACAUUCCAUCCAUGGAACCUGGUGGUCACAUAACGGUAACUCACAAUGCAAAGAAGAGCCUGCUGAAGUUAGUUGAGCGGAUGUCUAGAGGUUUCUUUGAUGGAGUGACAGCUUCUACUGCAGAUGUAUGGUGUAACUUGCCUGAUUAUACAGGAGAUAGGGUGAGAGUGAUGACUCGGAAGAGCAUGAAUGAUCCAGGAAAGCCUGAAGGACUCAUUCUCUGUGCGGCCCAUUCAUUUUGGGUCCCGGUUACUCCUAUCACUGUCUUUGACUACCUCAGAGAUGAGAACAAUCGAAGCAAUUGGGAUGUUCUCUUCCUUGCAGGAACUCCUCAGAAGCUGACCCAUAUUUUUAAUGGGAGAGACACUAGGAACUGUGUGUCUUUACUCCGGAGCCCAAACACUCGUCAGAGCGAGAUGAUGAUGAUUGAAGAGAGCUCUAUUGAGCCAACAGCUUCAUUCCUGGUGUAUGCGCCACUUGAUGUUCCAUCAAUUGAGAAAGUUCUCAAUGGCGGUGACCCUGACUAUGUGCCGCUACUUCCUUCAGGCUUUGCUAUUCUACCAGAUGGUAUGGCUCAGCCUGGAAAAGCAGGAGGGACACUCGUGAACGUUUCCUUUCAGAUGCUGGUUGACUCAUCUCCUUCCGGUAGGCUGACUUUUAGCUCCGUUUCAACCAUUGAGAGUCUGAUUUUAGAAGCCGCCAAUAAGAUCAGAGCUUACUUCACUCCGCAGACUCCUUGAACGGGAAGAAAGUGCAAGGGGAUGCAGAGGAGUGAAUCAACGAAUAAAGAGAGAGAGUGUUUUUAUUUUUAUUUUUAUUUUCAUGAACUUGGAAAGCUUCAAAAGUGGAGGAGUCAAGAACGAACCUGACAAGAAACCAUUCAGUUCUUGAAUAGUUUAAAGGAGGUUCGGGAAUUGACUUCCUUGUGAACUUUUGUUAAAACUUUCGUUAUUUCAGUUUUAGCUACUUUGUUUCGUUCUGGUUUUUGGAACUUUCUCAACUCAUUUCUCUAUUUGUGUUUCAAGUUACAAAACAAUAAAUUUGAGUACUCUUUUUUCAUCUAUUUGUGUUUCAA
Messenger RNA from Raphanus sativus (radish), 2781 nucleotides. Its product is annotated as homeobox-leucine zipper protein HDG2. The transcript has 13 exons. Lineage: Eukaryota; Viridiplantae; Streptophyta; Magnoliopsida; Brassicales; Brassicaceae. The record is from RefSeq and is a predicted model, not a curated record. Gene Ontology annotation, molecular function: DNA binding; lipid binding; DNA-binding transcription factor activity, RNA polymerase II-specific. Gene Ontology annotation, biological process: regulation of DNA-templated transcription. The coding region runs from base 320 to 2446 and encodes 708 amino acids.